AUGGCACGAGAACGCGGUCUGGGGUUAAAAGCACAUUCCCCAGAUGGCAUUGACGACAAUGAUUGGAUAUUUGUCUCGUGGAGUGCGGAGUGGACCCAGUUUCAGACCCGCGAUGCCUCGCGUCAAUUCCUCCGCGAUCAAAUCACCCGCGGACUUUUCUCUCCCCACAAUAUCAUGCAGACGCGUUCGCGCCCCCCAAGAGCACCGCUCGCAGCCCAAGCGUGUGACCCCUGUAGACGACGCAAGAUCCGCUGCGAUACAAGACGGCCCCAAUGCUCGAACUGCCGGACUCUCGCUAUCGAGUGUCACUAUAACACCCAGAGAAAGAAACGAGGUCCCAAGCCCAGGGCUUCACGGCCUGACAGUGACUCCAUCCAGGUUACUCUAUCACCAAGUGACUCCAGAGCCCCAAUCGCCCCGGAUGUCUUCGGCGACAGCCCAUGUUUCCCUGUGUCUGAAGAUGAUCCAAUCUCUCCCAUGCAUCAUACCUCCCCGGCCGUAUUGGUUGAAUGGAGUACCCGACCGCUCCAAGUGCAUCGGGCCCUCAACGCCGCUAUAGAUGCCAUGGGGCUAUCUUUGGAGCAGACUGUUAAGGAGUGCCUGGAGAGAUGCAUGCUAUGGAGCUUUGCUACAUUACCAUUGAUCCACCCAUCAACCUUCAGUCGCAACAUCCCUCUUCUCUUACCCUCUUCUAUGCAUCGUUUUCAAGCGAGCACACAGAGUCAACCAGCGAUGGAGGAUCUACGAGCAUUCUCUCUCCUGACUACCGUCUGUGCCUUGGUUUCCCGUCGCAUGGGUCGUGGCUCUACGAAUAUCCGAAUGGACGCCUUACUCCUCCCCUUUCUCACUGCAUCGCGGGAUAUGCUAUACUGCUUUGAGGACUGGGAUAUCGAUCAUCCUGACUCGAGCUCGCUUGUAAUCAGGAUUAGCCAGUCAACCGCCUACCAUUAUACAGGCCAGACAUCCCGGUCGUGGUAUCUUCUGGGCGAUGCACUCCGUCUCGCAAUGAGCAUGAAACUCUUCGACGAGUCAUCCUAUCUCGGUAUAAACCCUCUAGAAGCCCAACUCAGGAGAAACGCAUUCGCCACGAUCUACGCGGGCGACAAAUCCGCUUCUUUCCUGAACGGCAUGCCAAUCUGUUACUACGGAGUCUAUGCAGACGCACUUGAAUCCGACCCGCUACGCUGGGAAGACGGGUUCAAUCUUCUCGACCCUGAAGACCCCAGGUUCCACCCGCCGUUCGAAAACCGCCUCAAUAAAGGCGUCUACCUCUCCUUCCGGCUCUGGACAAUGGCCGCCGAGCUUAUGAACUAUCUCGGCGUUGCAGCCAGUCUCUCUGCCCAACCUAGCUAUGACGCCUCAUCUCCAGAUUCAGCAAAGAUAGGCAUCACCCAGUCCUACCUUUCUUUCUGCGGCAUCCUCGAUACCCUUCCGGCAUGGCUCCGCAAUCCAGACGGCCACAUCGCUGAAUCCGAAGAAGCUACCAGCUACCAGCGCAGCGCAUUCUGGCAACAACGAGCUAAUUUAGUAAUAACCUUCCACUGCCUUCGAAUCCUCAUCCUCCGUAAGGCCAGCCAGCUGGGCCUCAGCUACCUCUUCGGGCUAACGGAUAACCCUGACAUGCUGGCUCUGCGCAAGAUCGAUUUCGCGAGUGACUUGGCCGCAGCGUCCGAGAUUAUUCCAUUCGAGGCGUUGCAAGCGAACGGGGAACCUUUGAUCGAAAAGCUAAGGCAGGUCGGUGUCACUCUGCUCGAAAUCAUACAUCAGUGUCAGAAUCGAGCUAUUACUUCGCGCGCACGCUCGCUUUUGCAUACCUUAAUUGAGGUGGUUGCGGGUUUGGACUCGCGCGUGUCGGAUGGACUGAGGCCGCCGGAGGUUAGUUGA
Molecule: messenger RNA, 1884 nt
Organism: Aspergillus steynii IBT 23096
Lineage: Eukaryota; Fungi; Ascomycota; Eurotiomycetes; Eurotiales; Aspergillaceae
Exons: 4
Coding region: 1-1884 (627 amino acids)
Biological process (GO): regulation of DNA-templated transcription
Cellular component (GO): nucleus
Molecular function (GO): zinc ion binding; DNA-binding transcription factor activity, RNA polymerase II-specific
Source: RefSeq, a predicted model, not a curated record